Molecule: messenger RNA, 2677 nt
Organism: Tupaia belangeri chinensis (Chinese tree shrew)
Lineage: Eukaryota; Metazoa; Chordata; Mammalia; Scandentia; Tupaiidae
Gene: RNF157
Product: ring finger protein 157
Exons: 20
Coding region: 242-2239 (665 amino acids)
Biological process (GO): protein ubiquitination
Cellular component (GO): cytoplasm
Molecular function (GO): ubiquitin protein ligase activity
Source: RefSeq, a predicted model, not a curated record
GGCCAUGGGGGCCCUGACGAGCCGGCAGCACGCGGGCGUGGAGGAGGUGGACAUCCCGUCCAAUUCCGUGUACCGCUACCCGCCCAAGUCCGAAAGGAAGAACCCUGGGCUUCACCUGAUUGAGCAUUUUAUCACCAAAUGCCUUGUCCCUUUUUCCUAUUACCGUACCGGAAAGGCAGAGUCAUGCGGGACUCCACACGGCUGGUCGUCCUUCCACAUGCUGUGAAACAGUGGACAUAAAAUGAUGUGUGUGUACAGAGAGAGACAGAGACACGGGGCAGGAAGCUAUUUUGCCAGCCACUUCAUUAUGGGAGGAGAGAAGUUUGACUCAACCCAUCCUGAAGGCUACCUGUUUGGAGAGAACAGCGAUCUGAACUUUCUGGGGAACAGACCAGUCGCGUUUCCUUACGCUGCCCCACCUCCCCAAGAACCCGUGAAGACCCUGAGAAGCCUGAUCAACAUCCGAAAAGACACACUGAGACUCGUCAAGUGUGCUGAGGAGGUGAAGAGCCCCGGAGAGGAGGCCAGCAAGGCCAAAGUCCACUACAAUGUCGAGUUCACCUUUGACACGGAUGCCCGGGUAGCCAUCACCCUCUAUUAUCAGGCCACGGAAGAGUUCCAGAAUGGAAUUGCCAGUUAUAUCCCGAAGGACAGCAGCCUACAGUCAGAGACCGUGCACUACAAGCGAGGGGUGUGCCAGCAGUUCUGCCUGCCCUCCCACACCGUGGACCCCUCCGAAUGGGCCGAAGAGGAGCUUGGCUUUGACCUGGACCGAGAGGUUUACCCCUUAGUGGUGCAUGCCGUGGUGGACGAAGGCGAUGAGUAUUUUGGCCACUGCCAUGUACUGCUGGGGACUUUUGAGAAGCACACGGACGGGACUUUCUGUGUCAAGCCCCUCAAACAGAAGCAAGUAGUGGACGGGGUCAGCUACCUGCUCCAGGAGAUCUAUGGGAUCGAGAACAAGUACAACACGCAAGACUCCAAGGUGGCUGAGGACGAAGUGAGCGAUAACAGUGCCGAGUGCGUGGUGUGUCUCUCAGAUGUCCGGGACACCUUGAUUCUGCCCUGCCGCCACCUCUGCCUCUGCAACACCUGUGCUGACACCCUGCGCUACCAGGCCAACAACUGCCCCAUCUGCCGCCUGCCCUUCCGGGCACUGCUUCAGAUCCGCGCCAUGAGAAAAAAACUGGGCCCUCUGUCCCCAGCCAGCUUUAACCCCAUCAUCUCAUCCCAGACCUCUGACUCUGAAGAGCACUCGUCCUCAGAGAAUAUUCCACCGGGUUAUGAAGUUGUGUCUCUUCUGGAGGCCCUCAAUGGGCCCCUCACCCCCUCCCCAGCGGUCCCUCCACUUCACGUGCUGGGAGACGGCCACCUCUCAGGAAUGCUGCCCUCCUAUGGCAGCGACGGCCACCUGCCCCCUACCAGGAUGCUCUCCCCUCUCGACCGUGCCUCUGACUGCGGCAGCCAAGGACUGAAGCUCAAGAAGAGUCUCUCCAAGUCUGUUUCCCAGAACUCCUCGGUGCUGCAGGAAGAGGAGGAUGAACGGUCCUGCAGUGAGUCAGAGUCACCGCUCUCUCAGAGACCUUCAGCUCCGCACCUCGGAGAGGAGUGUGGCGUAACUCCAGAAAGUGAGAAUCUCACCUUGUCAUCAUCGGGAGCCGUUGACCAGUCAUCCUGUACGGGGACACCUCUCUCCUCCACGAUCUCCUCCCCAGAAGAUCCUGCCAGCAGCAGCCUGGCCCAGUCUGUCAUGUCCAUGGCCUCAUCCCAGAUCAGCACCGACACUGUCUCUUCCAUGUCUGGCUCCUAUAUCGCCCCUGGCACUGAGGAGGAAGGAGAAGCGCCCCCUUCCCCCCAGGCUGCCAGCAGGGCCCCCUCAGAAGAAGGCGAGGGGGCUCCAGCCGAGUCUCCAGAUAGCAGCUUUGCUGGCCUCCCAGCAGGAGAGCAGGAUGCAGAGGGAAAUGACGUUAUGGAGGAAGACGAUGGAUCACCCACGCAAGAAGAUGGCCAGAGGACAUGCGCAUUUCUAGGUAUGGAGUGUGACAAUAACAAUGACUUUGACAUCGCAAGCGUGAAAGCACUGGACAAUAAGCUGUGCUCUGAGGUCUGCUUCCCCGGUACCUGGCAGGCUGAUGACAACGCUGUCAGUCGUCGGAACACCCAGCGUCGGCGCUUGUCAUCCGGCAGCCUGGAGGACCCUGAGAACAGGCCCUGCGUGUGGGGUCCCCUGGCUGUCUGAGAGCCCCAGCCCGCACCAGCCCCGUCUGUACUCGCAUUCCAUCCGCCGUCCUCACUGCACUACUGCAAGACACGUGCAGACCUUUUACACUCACCGAGAAAGCCCAACGUGGUGUUCAGCCUGCUCCUUCUCCCCACCUUGUCAGCCAUAACCGUGACCCAUCCCUGGGGGGAGGCCCUCCUUCCUCCUUGGGCUGAUGCCACUCAGAUGGCCGCUCAUGCAGCCUUCGCACUCCCCGGGAGGUUUCUGCAGACUCGGCCUUCGGUGGAGCUGCGCCCACUGGCUAGUUGUUGCUUAGGUCCCAUUGUCCUACGGGGCAGACCGGGAAGACUCGAGGUUCCAGGCCUUGCUCCCACCGCCCCGUCUGGCAUCAUCUGGUCUCUGGCACGUCAUAACCAGCUUUAAACCUCGAAGCUGGGGUGGGGCUGCCGAGGGCUC